CUGCUUUACAACUGCAUUUCUAUAGCUGACCAUUACUGCCAAGCCAAGCUAACGGUCGAGCCGGCGAGGCUAUUACAAUCAAUGGCGACUCCGUCCUGCCGAUAAAGCACUGGAACUUUGAAGACGUAGUAGAAGCCAUGGGACACGAUAUGAGAAACAUCAGGGAGGCGAAUCUAAGCUCGGUGACGAAGCGCCUGGUUCAUGCCGAAACACCCUGUGCUGCCGAGCUUGGCGCGCUUAUGGACUGCAUGAAGCGUGCUGGCCCCGACGGUGACUCGGAGUGCGCAAGGCAGCGCGCGGCCCUGUCUGCUUGCGCCGGGAAGCACGCACGCGCUCCCCGCACCGUUUCAGCGGAGAAGCGCCGAAUCGUGACGCGGUUGCAGGGUGUCGGCGAGGCGGGCUGUCGGCUGGCAGUGCAGGAGCGCGCGGAGAGUCGCGGAGAGUCGCGGGGAAAAAUGAUCCACCGUUCGGAUUUGCAUUCUGCUUACUCCGCUGUUUAAGGGCGAGCACCGAGUACGGCGAGUCCCGUUAGGUCGUUAGGUGGUUAGGAAUUAGACGGGGUGGUUAAGGCGCAAGGUAGGAGCUAUUGGCGGGGUCUGGCGGCGGGUGAGCCCCCCACUGGUAGGUGGAAGUCCGACACACGUGGCGCGACAAGUGCAUGCGCGGGUAGGGAGGGAGGUAGGGAGCUGCCCUCCCUGCUCUUGGGACCUAGGUAGGGAGGAAGGAGUGAAAAUCCUGAUGUGGGUCAGGUGUACCACUGAGGUGGUGCUUUGCUCUGGGGCCUGCUUUGGAGACGUUUCGGACGGUGGUUAGGUGGAACGCUGAAGUCUUAGGAGGUGCCAGAGCCCUUAGCCAGAGGCUGUUAGGAUGGGUGACCAGGCAGGUCGUGGAGGUGGACGCAAAAAAAACCCGCAAUUUUUAUGACUAGCGCGUCGAUUUUAUGGGAGCUGAGCUCGCGUGUGGAUGUGCUCGUGCUUCUCUUCGGCAACUGGCCUCUGCACCUUUAAACCUGAAUUGGG
Messenger RNA from Volvox carteri f. nagariensis, 1019 nucleotides. RefSeq lists its product as uncharacterized. NCBI's taxonomy places the organism in Eukaryota, Viridiplantae, Chlorophyta, Chlorophyceae, Chlamydomonadales, Volvocaceae. Bases 138 to 500 code for a protein of 120 amino acids. The record is from RefSeq and is a predicted model, not a curated record. The transcript has 4 exons.